This is a messenger RNA of Fusarium keratoplasticum, 1479 nucleotides long. RefSeq names its product Catalase. Gene Ontology annotation, cellular component: peroxisome; cytoplasm; mitochondrion. Bases 1 to 1479 code for a protein of 492 amino acids. Gene Ontology annotation, molecular function: heme binding; catalase activity. The record is from RefSeq and is a predicted model, not a curated record. Gene Ontology annotation, biological process: hydrogen peroxide catabolic process; response to hydrogen peroxide. The transcript has 7 exons. NCBI's taxonomy places the organism in Eukaryota, Fungi, Ascomycota, Sordariomycetes, Hypocreales, Nectriaceae.
AUGUCAAGGCCUGUGUAUACCUUGGCUGAAGGCCAACCACUUCGAGAUCCCUCCGUCAGCACCACUCUACCAAUUUUUGGUGGCGGCGGCAUCACCACUCUGGGAGACACUCUUCUCCUUGAGACGCUGGCGCAUUUCAGCCGGGAGCGCAUUCCGGAGAGAGUCGUGCAUGCCAAGGCGUCAGGCGCCUGGGGUGAAUUUGAAGUCACCAACAAGGACAUUGCUCAGCUGACUUGCGCCAAAUUCCUUGACACCGUCGGCAAGAAGACGCCAGUUCUCUUCCGCCUCAGCACCACUGGUGGUGAGAAGGGCAGUGCGGACACAGUUCGCGAUGUGCGAGGCUUCUCUGUCAAGUUUUACACAGAAGAGGGUAACCAUGACAUUGUUGGAAACCAUGUUCCUGUGUUCUUCAUCCGCGACCCCAUGCGUUUUCCAUCACUCAACCGCAGUCACAAGAAGCACCCCGCUACUAACAGGCCAGAUGCAACUAUGUUCUGGGACUUCCACGUCAACCAACCCGAAAGUGUCCACGCAUUGAUGCACCUCUUUGGCACCCGCGGGCUCCCAGACUCGAUUCGCCGGGUCACUGGGUUUGGAGUCCAUACCUUUAAGCUGGUAGACAGUCAAGGCCGCUUCCGAUACUGCAAGUUUCAUUUCCGUCCUGAAAGCGGCCAAACCCAUUAUGCUUCUGCUGGGGAGGCUGAGAAGGAGGCUGGCGCCAACCCAGACCACCACAAUCAAGAUCUCUGGGAAGCCAUUGCUCGUGGAGAAUACCCCGUCUGGAAACUAUACGUUCAGAUCAUGGAACCCGAGCAAGCCGAAACUUUUGGCCGAGCUUUGUUCGACAUUACCAAGGUCUGGUCACACAAGGACUUUCCCUUGAUCGAAGUUGGCAAAAUGACGCUGAACAAGAACCCCGACAACUACUUCGCCGACAUUGAACAAGCUGCAUUUUCCCCCUCCAACAUGGUUCCAGGCAUCGCCAUGACGCCAGACCCCAUGCUACAAGCUCGCAUGUUUGCCUAUCCCGACGCUCAGAGGUACCGCCUCGGAGUCAACUAUACCCAGCUGCCCUCCAACCGCCCCAUCGCCCCUGUCUACGCACCGUACGAACGUGACGGCAUCACCGUCACCAAGAACUACGGAGGAGAUCCAAACUAUGUUCGAAGCACCCUGAGCCCCGGGAUUUCCUCUACCACCAUGACUCAGAUAUCGCACCACGAGCGGGUGGCAUCCACUGCGGUCCUCGGUUUGAACGAGAUUCCGGUCGAUGAACAAGACUAUGUUCAACCUCGGGAGCUGUGGAGGAGAGUGUUUGACGAAGAAGAGAGGGCCCAGUGGAUUGAAACAGUCACCGGUGCCCUGGAGGGCGUGCCGGCUCCGCUGAGGCAGGCUGUUGUCGAGAUGUUUUCCAAGGUUGAUCCCACGAUUGGACAACGGAUGAUGGCCAAGUUCAAGGAGAACGCCACUCACUUGUAG